Messenger RNA from Physcomitrium patens, 1346 nucleotides. RefSeq names its product psbP domain-containing protein 3, chloroplastic. Gene Ontology annotation, cellular component: photosystem II; photosystem II oxygen evolving complex; extrinsic component of membrane. Gene Ontology annotation, molecular function: calcium ion binding. Lineage: Eukaryota; Viridiplantae; Streptophyta; Bryopsida; Funariales; Funariaceae. Gene Ontology annotation, biological process: photosynthesis. The record is from RefSeq and is a predicted model, not a curated record.
CGAGCUCAGCUUAUCUGUGGCCACCCGCAAUAUCACGUCCGCCUGGCGCUGCCUCGCCCUCACUCCCACCGAUCGAGCCUCGUGCUUGCGCACUCGCAGAUCACAAGAUUGUGCGCAAAUUCGCCGCAAUUCAAUGCCACUUUGGUUGUGAACAAGUUUGCAAGCCGUGAUAGUGGGUAGUGGUGGUGCUGGUUGUAGUAUUUGCAGCUGUGGGUGGGUUGGGUGGGUUAGUGAAUUUGCUUUGCAGGAGCAAUGGACGCUGUCGUUGGUCGCACCUCAUGCCCCUUGUCUCUGUCUUCCUCGUAUCAAUGGAUUGCUGGGUCGCCAUCUGCUUCUCGUGCUACAGUCGUUGUUAGAGGUACAAGCCGGCGUGACGGUAAACACAAAGCAGUGCGUUGCGAGCAGGUUCCAGAAUGCAGCACCAGCAAUUGUCAAACAAUGCAGAGACGAGAGGUUAUCGGUCAAGCUCUAUUAGCCAUGUCCAUGAGCUUUGCUCCUCCAGCUCGUUCGGCCACAGACACAGAUGCUGCUACUGAAUUUACGACUUACGAGGAUGCAGCCGAUAAAUUCACAUUGCUCGUGCCACAAGCCUGGAACAGAGGCGAAGGGAAAACGUCCGGGCAAAGGAAAGUCACGGCUUUCUAUCCUGCGGAUGGCGGUCUUACCAAUGUAAAUAUAGUCAUAACAGGACUCGGAGCAGAUUUCACGAGUUUAGGAUCCUUUGGCACGGCCGACAAUUUCGCGGAGAAUUUGGUGAACAGUUUGGACAGGAGUUGGCAGAAACCCCCGGGCCAGAAAGCAAGGCUUGUGGAUUGUAAAUCAAGAGCAGAUAAAUACUAUGUAGAAUACACUAUACAGAGACUCGGAGAGCAGCAGCGGCACUUAGUCUCAGUUGUUGGGAUUGGAAACAAUGGAUGGGUCAACAGAUUAUACACCGUCACGGGCCAGUACUUUGAGGAAGACUCAGCCAAAUAUAAACAAGACAUUAACAAGAUCAUCUCCUCUUUCAAAAUACUGUAGUUCAUAGAUCGAAGACUCGGGGCACAGACUGCAGACCAUGGAGUUUAUGACUGACCAGCAUUGUGGUAAAACCUGGGAUUUUCGUUCCUCAUGCUUCGUGUCACAGAGAAGCUCAUUGAGUUGGGAGAACUGAAGUGGUUGUGUAAACACGCUGGGGUUGUUUUGCAUGUGGUGAGAGCAGAUGUCCUUCGAGCAGCCAUUCAUAAAUCUCAAGAUGAGUUUAUUCUGUUCUGCAGAAACUGCCGAACCUGGAUUCUUGUAAUAGAACCAUUCAAUAAUUUCCAAGGUCACCAUUGGGCCUGAGAUAUCAUCACCUUUAUUGCUCA